This is a messenger RNA of Archocentrus centrarchus (flier cichlid), 3739 nucleotides long. RefSeq names its product phosphodiesterase 1A, calmodulin-dependent. Lineage: Eukaryota; Metazoa; Chordata; Actinopteri; Cichliformes; Cichlidae. The record is from RefSeq and is a predicted model, not a curated record. Gene Ontology annotation, biological process: signal transduction. The transcript has 16 exons. The coding region runs from base 150 to 2603 and encodes 817 amino acids. Gene Ontology annotation, molecular function: 3',5'-cyclic-nucleotide phosphodiesterase activity.
UCAGGUGACAUCACAGGAAGUUGGAUGAAGUUUCGUCGAACUCAGGCACUCUAGGCUCCGAUCGGUGUUGAUGUUUUCACGACUCUGUCAGACUGAGAGGCAUCUGGACGCUUCACAGAGACCAAACUCUGCUCUGUGAACAAACCGAGAUGAACGAGGACGCGGAGGAGGCGCAGCAACCUGAGAAGUUGCUGGAGGCUGAGGAGCAGGAGUUGCAGCAACAGGAGGGAGAACCUGAGAUGGAAGAGGAAGUGAAGGAACACGAGGGAGAGGUAGAGAAGGUGGUCCAUCCGCUGGAGGAAGAACUGCAGGAAGAGAAAGUGCAGCAACAGGAUGGAGAUACUGAGGAGGAGGUGUAUCGGCAGGAAGGAGAGUUAGAAGUAGAGGUUGUGGCGCAUGAGUGGGAGAUGGAAGAGAAGGUGGAGGAGGUUUUGCAGCAGGAGGACAGACUGUUUGAAGAGAUCCUAAAGACAGAAGGGGAACAGGAGCAGCAAGAGGAGUUGCAGCUACAGGAAGAAGAGCAGGAAAAGGAGGAGGAGGUGCAGACUGAGGAGGUGCAGCAAAGUGAACUACACCCUGAAAAGGAGGAGGAGGAGACUGAGGAGAUGCAACAAGAAGAGGAGGUGCAGCAAAGUGAGGUGGUACAACAGGAGGAGGAGGUGGAGGAGGAGGUGAAGCAGAGUGAGGAGCUGCAGCUGCAGCCUCAAGAACACGAGGAGGAGGAGCAGCAGGAGGAGGAGGAGGUGCAGCGUGAGGAGAUGUCACGGACUGAGGAAGAGCAGAAGGAGCAACAGCAGUCUGAGGAGGCGCAGGACUUUGGGGACGCUCUGGAGCACAAUCACAACAACCAGGUCCUGAUCCGGCUGAGAGGAAUGCAGAAAUAUAAAAGUACAUCGCAAAGGCUGAAGGCGGUCCUGGAGCAGAUGGACCGUGGUGUGGUGGACCUGCAGGAGCUCCGGAGGCACCUGGAGCUUGCAGCUGCCAUGCUGGAUGCCGUCUACACCGAUGAGACCAGGCGACUGUUGGACACUGAAGAUGAGCUUAGUGACUUGCAGGCGGAGUCAGUGCCAAGCGAAGUGCGUGAUUGGCUGGCGUGCACCUUCAGCAGGAAGAUGGGUGUGGCCAAGCGUCGCCCUGAAGAGAAGCCAAGAUUCAGGAGCAUUGUCCAUGCAGUGCAAGCUGGGAUAUUUGUAGAGAGGAUGUACAGACGGACGUCCAACAUGGCUGGUCUGACCUAUCCUCCCACAGCUUUGACAGCUCUGAAGGAGGUGGAUCAGUGGUCCUUCGAUGUUUUUGCCUUCCACGAGGCCACCGGAGACCAUGCCCUCAAGUUCCUAGUCUACGACCUGCUGACCCGCUAUGACCUCAUCAACAGGUUCAGGAUCCCAGUGCAGGCUCUGGUGCAGUUUGUUGAAGCACUCGAGAACGGCUACAGCAAACACAAGAACCCCUACCACAACCUUAUCCACGCAGCUGACGUCACUCAGACAGCCCACUUCCUGAUGCUACACACUGGACUGAUGCACUGGCUGAGCGAGCUGGAGAUUCUUGCAAUGGUUUUUGCUGCAGCAAUUCACGACUUUGAACACACAGGAACCACCAACAACUUCCACAUCCACACCAGGUCGGAAGUGGCCAUUCUGUACAAUGACAGGUCAGUGCUGGAGAACUAUCAUGUCAGCGCUGCCUACAGGCUGAUGGCCGAAGAAGACAUGAACAUCCUGGUCAACCUGAACAGGGAUGACUGGAGGGAGCUGAGGUCUCUGGUGAUAGAGAUGGUGAUGUCAACAGACAUGUCCUGUCACUUCCAGCAAAUCAAGACCAUGCGGAACACCCUAACACAGACACACAGUAUAGACAAAGUGAAGGUUUUGUCUCUGAUGCUUCAUGCUGCAGACAUCAGUCAUCCAGCCAAAGCCUGGCCACUGCACUACCGCUGGACCCACAGUCUGAUGGAGGAGUUUUUUAGACAGGGAGAUAAAGAGGUGGAACUUGGGCUCCCGUUUUCUCCUCUCUGUGACCGUAAAGCUACCAUGAUUGCCCAGUCACAGAUAGGUUUUAUAGACUUCAUUGUGGAGCCAACCUUCAGCGUACUGAUUGACACGACAGAGAAGGUGAUUGGUCCUCUAAUAGAAGAGGACAGGAAGGCCAGAGAGACUGGAAACAGGAGGUCCAGUCUAACAGGAAGUGGUUCAGUUACUGUGGAGUCGGUCCAGAGGCACAGUAGUGUUCGCCAUGGGAACAGUGAUGAUGGACAGAUGGACUUUUCUCUGACAGCUAUUGAUCUGCCGGCACUGAGAUUGCACCUUUCUGGUGUCAUUGCCAGCAACAAGGACAGAUGGAAAGAGCUGUCUGUGCAUGAGCUGGCCAAUAAGGAGCAAGAAGAAAAAGAAAGUGGGGGGCUCCAGUCACAUGCCUCAACUAGCCGCAGCAUCCCUGAUGGACCCACUGCUGAUCAGCCACAGAACUCUGAUGGCUCCCCUCCAGGUGAAUCACAUGAAGAGUCACCUGACCACAUGCCUGCAGAUCACCUGACCUGCAAUGGAGAGGGCCCAGAGGAGGAGAAAGGGGACAACGAUGAUGAAGUGCCUGAAAACGUCUGACAGCACUCUGCCAAACUUCCCACUGUAUCUUACUGUGGCAGAUGACCCUGGCAACAGGGUGUCGCCGUGCAGUGACAAUGAGAGUUCACACUCUCUGUUUAAACACAGCAGCUGACUAAGUGGUCCUUCAGUGACUUGAAAAUGGCCACCAGACCUUUUCUUUUUUUAACAACUGAUCAUGAAAAUAUCACAUUCAGAGUGAAAACGUUCAUUAGAUAACAGCUUCUUAGCAGCCUCAUGGCCCAUUCACAGUGGUGACAGUGUUUUGUGAUUUUUAUUAGAGAUUCAGAGGAAUGCUGUCUGUGAAAUAGAUGUCAUCAUUUAAAUAAAAACAAAGGCAGGCAGGUAGGUGAAAACCAAAGAGUGCGGAGUGGCUGAAAAAUCCCCAUUCAGGGAGAAGGCAGGCAGUCUGUUAUUAGGACUAAUGACGAAUGGAGCUGUUAAGAAGCAGUUGUCAAGGUUUUGUUAAUGCAGCUGAGCACAGCAACAGGUGUGAUGUUAUAAACCUCUUAUAAUAUGAGUGUGAAGAGUGAUUGCUGCUCUGUUCUCUGUUCAUACGCCAAUUUAUCACUUCAAUUUAUGUCAAACAAAAUGUUGGAUGAUGCUGCAGCAGUUGUUAAUCACAGCGCCUAAGUAGCAAGCUGAAUUGAGCCGACUGACUGCUGGUAUAACUGACUAUGUUGAGAUUAUUCAUACCAUACAAGUUUUUUCUUCUGGCCUGCUGGACUUGGGCCAUUUUGGGGGGCAAAACAAUUUGGAUACCUGGUUUUGGGCAAAAUGUAAUAGUUAUUCAGUGGAUUGGGAUCUUUAGGCUUUGGUCUAGCACCAGGUGAAAAUUUAACCUAAAAGGAUGCCACUACAGGCCAGAAUAUUUGCAAUCCUGGUUGCACCAUAACACUUGUCCUAACUACUAACUUACAAUAGGGACAGGAAGAUGUUAGUGUCAGUGAUAAUGCUUUUUAAAUACACAGUGAAAACUAAUCUAUAAAAACACAUGUUCUCAAAUUUCUGUUAUAACCUCUGUCUUAGGUUCUAACAAAUAUAAGGUUUCAAAAUCAGUUUUACUAUAAAAACCAUAAAAUUAUCCUAGCUAGCUUAGUGGCUGACAUAGCGAAGCAAAACAACCAUAGCCAUUU